Aspergillus brunneoviolaceus CBS 621.78 is the source of this 2445-nucleotide messenger RNA. RefSeq names its product putative protein kinase. Gene Ontology annotation, biological process: protein phosphorylation. The transcript has 3 exons. Gene Ontology annotation, molecular function: ATP binding; protein kinase activity. NCBI's taxonomy places the organism in Eukaryota, Fungi, Ascomycota, Eurotiomycetes, Eurotiales, Aspergillaceae. The record is from RefSeq and is a predicted model, not a curated record. The coding region runs from base 119 to 2209 and encodes 696 amino acids.
CUUGUUAAACUUAUCGUUUAGUCAAUUGGUCACUGGUUGGCCAACUAUACCCAUUCCACCUUGAUUUGGCGUGGCAUCGGAGCGGCUAUUUCCCGUCUUUUGUUGAAUUUCUGUCAUCAUGUCGAUGUUUAGAAAACCCUCGGAGAUCUCAUCGUCUUCUAGUUCAGAUGAGGAGGUCCAAGAGCUUCAUAUCUCGGGCCCUCGUCCUGAGGUCCGCUCUAAGCAGCGACAUCAGCCGAAGAAGAAGGGCGUUUUGUCGCCUACGUCAGUAGGAGACAGCACUGAUGUUGAUGGUCAUGGAAAGAUGAUGACCGCUGCUCUUCUCGAGUUCUAUUGUCUCACUCGAGCCGCGGAUUUACUUAACGCGCAGCCAGGCUCCCACGGGCAGUACACGCGGGAUUCUCCCGAGGUUAUAGCUCUCGGGCAUGAUAUGUACACUCAUCAGUCGGAAGUCCUCUCCCAGCAUGGAAUUGUGAACGAAGGUGCAGAGAAGGAAGCCUUAAGGCCCACAAGACAGCUCUAUCGAGAUACGCUGGAUUUGAUUGCUAGCCGUUCCUUUAACCGCCUCGACUUGCACGAUCGUCAACCUAGAUCAGCCUCUGUUGGGGCCCGGGCCCCUUUGCCGAAGACCUCUAGUGAAUUGACACUCCAUAAAGGUCGUUCGGACUACACGCAACUCAGACAAAAGGCCAACUCUCUUGGUUCAAUGCAGAAGCCUAACAUUGACCACCUAUUCAGCCCGCAUCUGGCUCCUUUUCUGGAGAUAUCGCGCUACGCGUUACAGUUCACUGAGAUCAGUGUUCUAGGUCGGGGCGCCUUCGGGGAGGUCUACCACGUGAAAAACCAUGUCGAUGAACACGACUAUGCGAUCAAGAAGAUACCUAUCAGUCGGCGACGACUCGCGCAACUAGAAGGCGGAAACAAGCACCAUUUGGGAGAAAUCCUGAAAGAGAUCCGGACACUUGCCAAACUUGACCAUGCCAAUAUCGUCCGGUAUUAUGGCGCUUGGGCAGAAAAGAACCUGUCACACCAUUCUAUGUCGCCGCAGAUGUCGACUGCGGAGGGCCAGAACAAAAAACUGGCGAUCGUCUUUGAGGAGUCUGAAACUUCGGCUUCCGGCCAACCGCCGCUUACUUCUACAUCGAAGUUCACCUCUAGAGAAAGCACGGACGACGAAGACGACGACAUCUCGGCUGACCCCUCGAUCUCCAACAAUAUCUCUCAGGACCAGCCUAGCUCACUUCGCAGCGCUGAUGAAGAUAUCUUCACAGACGGCCUCAGUCACAAUCCUUCGAGCAUGCAACUUCAACGCACCCGUGGAAGGGGUCUUGAGAUUCCUGUGGUGAUCUUGCAUAUCCAGAUGUCGAUGCAUCCGAUAUCUCUCCACGCAUAUCUUAACCCGCGACCCAGCACACAUGCAGAUGACUCGGGGAAGCCACGGCGUCGCCACUGCUUUCACUUGGUUCCCUCCUUGCAACUGAUGGUGGACAUUCUUUCCGGUGUGCUUUAUCUGCAUUCAAAGGACAUCAUCCACCGCGACCUCAAACCGGCCAACAUCUUCCUCUCUUGUCCGGAGAAACACCACACCCACACUGGUUGUCAUCCCUGUCAAUCCGACGGCGGGCCGGGACUUCAUUACUGCCAGCCCCGCAUCGGCGACUUCGGCCUCGUGGCUGACAUCUCGCAUCUGAACGAUCCUUCAUCUGACGGCUCGCCUCAGUCCUCAGAGCACGGCUCGAAAAUUCACCACAUCGUUGGUACAGAGUUCUAUCGUCCACCUCUCGACUCGAGUGGGAUGAUCUCCAGCGGGUAUGUUCACCAAUACGCCCAGGAGGUAGGGAUGGAGCAGCCCAUGCGAUAUGUCUGCGACUGGUCGCUUGACGUUUAUUCCUUGGGUAUCAUUCUUUUCGAGCUGCUCUAUCCUCUCAACACGAAGAUGGAGCGCCAUCUCGUGCUGGAUGAUCUGACCAGGGGCCCGUACAAGAAGCCGCCGACCGCAUCCAUCAACGGAGCAUGCCUGCCCAGAGACUUCAUGGACAAAGUUCACAUGGGCGAUGUGAUGUUGAAAAAUGGAAAAACGGUGGCUGAAGCCUUGGCGAGCUGCAUUGGAGGUAUGCUGGAUCCCAACCCUCGGCAACGCUGGCGGUGUGAGGUCAUCCAGAAGUGCCUGCGAGAGAUCCUUGCCACUGUGCACCCGGAGUCGUAUUGAUGUGGUAUCUCUUAUGCUGCAAUUGAUCCGACGGCAUACGCACAGGUCUAUCGAUCGGUUUAGAGUAAGUAUACCCUGCAUUUAGCGCAUAGCGUUGAACAUUCUCCUUAAAUAGCAUCUGCUAUUAACUAUUCUACUGUAAUCUCUGUCAAAUAACCACAUACCAACUUCUCCGAAUAUAUACACCCAAUGACAGCAAAAUCUCAGAUUUCUAUAUUCUGUUCUUAUCGAACAUC